GGCAGCACUGUAUGGGUGGGAGGGGGGAACACUCACUUCAUCUGGAGUUCAGAUCCUGCCUCUGAUUUUCUCUGCCCAAGGAGCGUAGACAGACUCUUCCCCUCUAGUUUCUAAGGCAUUUUUUUUUAAAUUUUAAACAAGGAUAGAUAGGACUAAAUAAUGUUGGAUAUUCCCCUCUAGCUCUAUUAUGAAGACACUGAGAACUCAUUACUGGUGCUGGAAGUCAUGGAAUGAAUUAUUCAGUGGAAUAAGAGAAACUACACCAAGCUGAAUCUACAUCAAACCUCAGUAUCUUCGGUUGGCUCCCAGGCAGUAUCACCACCAUGGAACACAGCAACAAUGGAACAGAUCUCACUGUCGGCUUCAUCUCCUCAGCUGCAGCUGUUAUCUUAUUUGGGUCCAACUUUGUUCCAGUUAAAAAAUUUGAUACUGGAGAUGGAAUGUUUCUUCAGUGGAUUCUCUGUGCUGCCAUAUGGACAGUUUCCUUAGUGGUCAAUGUGUUACUCCAUUGUCCUAAGUUCUGGCCUCUUGCAAUGCUUGGGGGUUGUGUUUGGGCCACAGGUAACAUCGCUGUCGUCCCAAUUGUUAAAACAAUUGGUUUAGGCCUUGGACUUUUAAUAUGGGGAUCAUUCAAUUCAUUAACAGGCUGGGCAAGUUCAAGGUUUGGAUGGUUUGGAACAGAUCCUGAAGAUAUAUCAAGGCCCUUGCUAAAUUACUUUGGAGCUGGACUUUCAGUGAUAAGUGCUGUCAUAUUUUUGUUUGUAAAAAGUGAAGUACCAAGUUUAACAAGUUCCUUGGACACUACACCAUUAUUAAUUGAACGUGCAAUCAACUGUACUCAGACCAAUGGCCUGGAUUAUUUGUGGACCACAAAGCUUUCUCAAUUACAAAACAGAAUAAUAGGCUGUGUUCUUGCAGUUGCAUCUGGAAUACUCUAUGGAUGCAGUUUUGUGCCAAUAAUUUAUAUCAAGGACCAUGGCAAAAGGAAUGACAGUAUAUAUAAAGGGUCUAGUCAAUAUGAUUUGGACUAUGUCUUUUCAUACUUCAGUGGUAUAUUUGUUACAAGCACUAUCUACUUCCUGGCCUACUGCAUAAUCAUGAAAAAUAAUCCCAAAGUUUAUCCUCAACUAAUAUUACCAGGGUUUUUUUCUGGAGUGCUUUGGGCAAUAGCUAGUUGCUGCUGGUUCAUAGCUAAUCAUUCUCUAAGUGCUGUGAUCAGUUUUCCAAUAAUCACUGCAGGCCCAGGACUUAUAGCUGCAAUGUGGGGUAUCUUUGUAUUUAAAGAAAUAAAGGGUAUUAAAAAUUAUAUAUUAAUUACGCUUGCAUUUUGUAUCAUAUUAGCUGGAGCCUUCGCCACUGCCUUUUCUAAAGUUUAAAUGAGUCACCAGCAGAUGGCAGCAGUAAUUAAUCAAAGUCCCAUGAUGUGGCAGUGCUAGAAAGACUUGAUAUUUUUAAAGAAGAAACAGAAGUUAAUUUUCUUUACACAAGAAGAAAUAAACUGCUGCUCUCUGUGACUGUAAUUAUAAAACUUUUUUUUCUACUUGUUUCAAGAACAUGGGAAGGAAGAAAGUCACUUUGUGUGAAAUGUUUAUGAACAAAAGAAAAAGUCAUCUGACCCACCAAAU
Messenger RNA from Antechinus flavipes (yellow-footed antechinus), 1625 nucleotides. It is a transcript of the gene TMEM144, whose product is annotated as transmembrane protein 144. The coding region runs from base 324 to 1376 and encodes 350 amino acids. Gene Ontology annotation, cellular component: membrane. Gene Ontology annotation, biological process: carbohydrate transmembrane transport. The transcript is spliced from 12 exons. Gene Ontology annotation, molecular function: carbohydrate transmembrane transporter activity. The record is from RefSeq and is a predicted model, not a curated record. Lineage: Eukaryota; Metazoa; Chordata; Mammalia; Dasyuromorphia; Dasyuridae.